AUGAAGUUUUCCGCUUUCUUCGCCGCCGGGCUGUUUUCUACAGCUUUGGCGCAUCCCGAACAUCUGUCGGCCCGUGAGGUCCAGCGCCGGGGAACCAUUUCUCGGAGAUGCGAGCCCGCCGCCGCCAACUUCAACAAGAAGCGCUACGAAAGGCGCAUGGCCAAGCGGUGGGCGGGAUCUGGCAACACCACUUACCAGGUCACCACCGAGGCCCCCUACUACGACUCCAUCCAGAAUGACACUUGCGUCCUGAGCCCCGUCGUGACCGAGGGACCAUAUGUCUGGCCGCGCUCCCAGACGCUGAGGCAGGAUAUGACCGAAGACCAGUCCGGUAUUCCUCUGUGGCUGGAUGUGGGUGUGCUCGAUGUCAACACGUGCGAGCCGCUGCCCGACGUUCUGCUCAACUUUUGGCACUGCAACGCCACUGGAAGUUAUUCGAGCUUCACGGGUCUGUCCCCUAACACGGGAUUCCCCGAGCUGCUGAGCGAACUCAACAUUACCGACUUUGAGAUUGGCACCACGGAUCUCCACACCGACGACACGACGUGGCUGCGCGGCCAGUGGCCCACGGAUUCCGAGGGCGUCAUGGAGAUGAAGACCAUCUUCCCGGGCUUUUACGUCGAGCGUGCCAUCCACAUCCACAUCCAGGCCUACACGGACUGGUCUCUGCACGAGAACGGCACUGUGAGCACCGGCCACAUUGCCUCGACCGGCCAAAUCUACUUCAACGAGACGCUGUCCUCACAGAUCAUGGCGCUCGACCCGUAUUCUCAGCACACCGAGAUUGACCGUACCACAAACGCUGCUGAUAGCGUCUUUUCGAGCAGCGAGGACGGUGGCUACAACCCCGUCAUUAGCGUCGUUGCUGCUGAUGGCGUAAGCGUUGAGAACGGCAUGAUCGGUUAUAUCACUUUCGGUAUCGAUCCGGCUGCUGAUGGUGUUGAUAACUCGGGAUAA
Molecule: messenger RNA, 957 nt
Organism: Pestalotiopsis fici W106-1
Lineage: Eukaryota; Fungi; Ascomycota; Sordariomycetes; Amphisphaeriales; Sporocadaceae
Exons: 1
Coding region: 1-957 (318 amino acids)
Molecular function (GO): oxidoreductase activity, acting on single donors with incorporation of molecular oxygen, incorporation of two atoms of oxygen; iron ion binding
Source: RefSeq, a predicted model, not a curated record